AUGGGGAAGCUCCAGAAGAUUGGGAGAGUAUGGGAUUGUCUGUUUCUUCCAACAAAUCAGUGUUCAUGUUUUUGUCUAAACACUCUAGAAAACGAUGAAGAAGAAGAGGAGUUUGCGAAGAAGCCACUGAUAGAUUCUUCAACAGAGAAAUCUGGAAAGAUCAUGAGAUUAAAAGAUGUUGUAUCUGCUGAGCAUCGUCAGACUCUUGCCUUUCAUCUUAAGCCUAAGGUAGUGGAGCUAAAGGUGUCUAUGCAUUGCUACGGAUGUGCGAAGAAAGUCGAGAAGCAUAUUUCUAAAUUAGACGGAGUGACAUGGUACAAAGUGGAGCUUGAAAGCAAGAAGGUAGUGGUGAAAGGGAACAUAAUGCCUGUAGAUGUGUUAGAGAGUAUUUGUAAGGUCAAGAAUGCUCAGCUUUGGCCUUCUUCUUGA
Thlaspi arvense is the source of this 429-nucleotide messenger RNA. The record is from the annotation of a GenBank genome assembly. Lineage: Eukaryota; Viridiplantae; Streptophyta; Magnoliopsida; Brassicales; Brassicaceae.